Messenger RNA from Oncorhynchus masou masou (cherry salmon), 2747 nucleotides. RefSeq names its product synaptotagmin XIII (gene syt13). Gene Ontology annotation, cellular component: synapse; axon; exocytic vesicle. NCBI's taxonomy places the organism in Eukaryota, Metazoa, Chordata, Actinopteri, Salmoniformes, Salmonidae. The transcript has 6 exons. The record is from RefSeq and is a predicted model, not a curated record. Gene Ontology annotation, molecular function: calcium-dependent phospholipid binding; SNARE binding; clathrin binding. Gene Ontology annotation, biological process: regulation of calcium ion-dependent exocytosis; regulation of dopamine secretion; vesicle fusion. The coding region runs from base 433 to 1695 and encodes 420 amino acids.
ACAGAGAAAGGAAGCAACAAUGAAACAUACAUAUUCUGUCCUAACCAGCUAGCAGCCAGCCAGCCUCUACCCUCCCACUCCUUUCUCCCCCUUUGUCUUUUCUCAUCCCUCCUCUCACUGAAUAUAUGUAAGUAGACAAGGCGGGCUUCCUCUCUCUCAUGCUGUUCUCUUCUGCAGACAGGAACAUUAUCCCUCUGUCUCUGGAUGAGGGAACUGCAUACUGAAAGUGCUUGCAACCAACUGCUGGGACCCGAAUGAAGUGCAGCCUGUCUCCUGAAAAAUCGUCCUAUUUUUGUGGGACAUUUGCUGCAGACUAUCCAAUCAGCAUCUCUGCAUCUUUAUUUGUAAUGCUGCCUGAAGAGUAACUUGGACAUAUUUAGCUUCCUUUCUUCUUCCUCUUUAUUUUUUCCUGUGUUGCCCUUGUUGACCAGCAUGAUUUUCACCACAGCUGCUGUCCUUGGUGCCACGCUGGGCACUGCGUCAGGCAUCCUCACUCUCUGUGGGCUCUCACUGAUCUGCAGGUCCUGUAAGAAAGGCAAGCUGGAAAGUGGUGAAGAUGCAGACCUAGAGAAGGCUAAACCCAGUGUUCUGCACUCCUCAGAGCAGUUCAGUGUGGAAAAAUCCACAGAGCCCAUCCAACCAAGGACAUUGUUGAAAUUUCCCAAAAUAUACAAGCCCAAACCGUCUGUGACCUCAUCUGAGGUCAUCAGCUACCCUGAUCAUGCUUCAGAGAAGGGGGGCGAACCCUCUCCCGAGGGACCCUCGACUGAGCCUGAUGCUGGUAACCAAGCAACGGACAGCUCUGACACGUUCACGAUCCUCAGACAAGACUCAAAGGACGAAACUCCCUGUGCCAGGGAUCUUACCAAUGGGAUGACAACAAGCAGCUCCAUCUUCCACCCUAAGCUGCAUUUCUCUCUCACCUAUUAUACUGACCAGAACGAGCUACAUAUCACCGUGAUAGAAGCGGAGCAUUUGUGUGUGGGGUCGGGCUGUGAGGGCUAUGUGGCCGGAGUCCUGACCUUUGCAGCAGGACAGAGGGAGGCCCAGACCUCGUCGCGACGCCUGACCAACCACACCCGCUGGGAGGAAGGAUUGGUGUUCUCUCUGCCAGGAGGGUAUGAGGUGGAGGGCGAAGUGGCUCUCUCCCUGCACAGUUGUGACCGCUUCUCCCAGAACACCAACCUCGGCGUUAUGAGGUUCAAGCUGGUUGAUGUGGGCAUGAUGUCCAACGCAGACUGCUGGGUCGACCUUCAACCACCAAAACAGGAUGUCCAGUCAGCUGGAGAGCUCCUGCUGUCAAUAAGUUACCUGCCUGCAGCCAACCGGCUGGGAGUAGUGGUGAUGAAGGCUAGAGGACUACAGUCGGACAAGCUGAAGGACUCCAUAGACCUGUCUGUGAAACUGGCCCUGAAGCACCAGACUACCAAGCUGAAGAAGAAGCAGACGCGACGGGUCAAGCACAAGAUGAACCCAGUGUGGAAUGAGAUGAUGAUGCUGGAGGUUCCCCGUGAGCUGCUAUCUAAAUCCAGUCUGGACUUGGAGGUGUUAAAUCAGGCAGGUCCUGGUGAGCAGGAGUCCCUGGGCCGCUGUCAGCUGGGUUUACAUGCCUCUAAUACUGGCCUCCAACACUGGCAGCAGAUGCUAGACAACCCCCGUAAGCAGAUCGCCAUGUGGCACCCACUGUAUGAUUAAGAUAACCACCUGUCCGCUUUGCCAUUCCAAAUACCCAAAUAGUAUACCACACAUAAAAAUGUAACCAUACAAGGCUGGACUGAGUAAUUCCGGAUCCUGCCUACCUGGAUCAGGAUUUAAGAGCCUAAAUCUAUGUAUCCACUUAUAUGGAAAUGGAAAUAUAUAUGGAAAUUAUAUGGAAAUUAUCCCAUUGCCUGCCAUUAUUUAUCCCACAGCAUCCUAUAACAUGUCAACAAUAGCAUACACCGAACUAACAUAUCACUGGAUAUCACAGAAUUUCCCAAGAUUUCCAACUAUGAACACAUUUGAUAUAUUCAACGAAACUCAUCAAUGCAAUGUAAUACUUGUAGUACCUAUACUUAACCACCUCUAUGAUCUGUUUUUAUAGCUGAACAGAAUAAACAUGAUAAGUCAUGUCGGUGUUUCUGUGAUAUGGGGGAUUAUGUGUAUGGUCUGUAAUGAUAUGAUUAACACAAGUGAAUUAUUCUACAGUAGAGCUGUCAUUGUAUUUGUAAAGUGAUGUAUUCACACACAUGGAAAGCAAUGGAGAAAAUGCGCCGAGCAGAAAGUAAAAAGCCUGCCAAUAUUGAAUGGAUCAGAGAUUCAAAAGCCCUGUGAUGGAAUUACAGGCGACUAUACAUUUUAAAGUUGAUCUCAUUACACAGGGCCUAAAAACGGCAGCUAAAGUUAUAGAAAUUAUGUAUUAAAAAAAUCAUGCAGUGUUUAAUCAGGUAAUAUACGGUAUUUGUCAUUUUUAUGAAUAUGCACAGCUGUAUUUUAUCUUUGGAGAAUUACGAGAGUUGUUACACAUGUUAUAUUCAAAGUAGUUCAAUACAACUAUCAACUUAUCCCAUUUCACACCUGUUUCCAUUCAACCCACUUUGCUUCAGUUAUUAUGUACAAAAGGUAUUUUUCUCCAGUGUAGUAUUGCUUGUACAUAGCUUUUGUUAAGUGAAGUGCUAUAGAAUGAGCCAGUGAGAAACAUACUGUGUAAUUUGAAACUUUACAUACGGACACACAACGUGUGUGAAAAUAAAAAAAGCUACCUGCAC